AUGGCAGGCUCCGGCGGAAGUGAAGAUGCCGAAGCCGGUCUGCAAACGCCGAAAGCACAGAUAGCCUCCGCCUCGGCAUCUUCUGCUGCCCGGAAAGCUCGCCGCUAUGGAUUUGCGUGCUCAAGCUGCAAAGCUCGCAAGGUCAAGUGCAGUGGAAAUCGGCCCAUCUGUACGGGAUGCCGCCGGUCCGAGGAGACUUGCAGCUGGCCGGCACAGAACUCGACCGAGUUCCGACUUCGAGAAGCAAAUGCUCGCAUUCGGAAUCUAGAGGCAUCAAUGAGGAGUCCGAUUCGGUCUUCCAACGAGCCUCAGCCAGACCUCGAGACACCUGAUACCGAUAUUACGGAUCCCGGUACGGCUCGCAGCCACCCACUAUCUCACGAUGGUAGUCGUGCUGCUGAAGCCAAUGCCGACACGGAGGGUUCGCUUUGGUUCCAGGUCGGCCUCGGAGAGGACGGUACUGUCAUCUACAAUGGUCCGACAAGUCGCUUUCAUGCUGGCUCCCUUGAGGAAACCCACCUGACCGGCGAACAUCAGGAUAGCGACCCAAAGCGAGCACAAGUAGAAGUUUUACAGUCUCAGUAUGCUUUGAUGGACUCGGUGUGGCUGCCUCUGAUCGCUGCGAAGCCAGUAAUGAACGGCACCGGCAUCGACACCACUCUCGGCAUGGCUCUUCUUGAUAUCUAUUGGACGUGGCUACAUCCACUUCAUAGCUGUGUCUACAGACCUAUCCUAAUGAUGGAUCUGGCUCUCGGAGGACCAUAUUGCACCGAUUUCUUGCUCCUAUGUAUCUUCGGUCUAGCAGCUCGACAUCUGCCUGAGCAAGUUACCGCAGCAGCUGGAGUGGGGAGAGGCGACCAGUUCAUCGCACGUGCAAGGGAGCUGUUACUGAAGGAAAUGAUGGCCAUGAAGCCAGCGAUUCCUACAAUUCAGGGGUUGCUGAUUCUAGGCGGGCGCCAGUGUGCCAUGGGGAAAAGCUCCGAAGGUUGGUUAUACACCGGCAUGGCAGUACGGAUGAUGAAAGACAUUGGGCUUCACCUGGACAUCACUAAGCUCUCCAGGCUUGAGAGAUGGACACCUGCUGAGAUAGAGACUCGAAAGAGGCUGUACAACUCAGCUUACAUCUGGGAUAAGACACUCAGCCUGGCCCUAGGCCGUCCGCCUUCUCUAAUACGACGUCCUUACCCUGCUCAGGAUAUACUGGAUAAAGUUGACGAUCAACGCUCCUGGAAGCCUGUUCAAGCUACCGAAGUCUCCGAAAACUUUGUUGCUUCGCCUUCCUGGACGACAUCAGCCUUUUGUGCGUUUUGCCGGCUUCACGAAGCCACUACAGAUAUGAUGUUGCUGUUCUCAAGCACAAGCAGGAACGAGGAGUUCACUACACAGAUGGAGGAGCUUGACAGCAGGAUAUGUCAGUGGUAUCAUGAGAUUCCGAUUCCAUUGAGAAUCGAGGACGCAUCCAUGUUGGAUCAAAGCCCUCCCCCACAUAUUGUGUCAUUGAAUCUCCUUUACCAUGCUCUACACAUUCUCUUAAGAAGGCCGUAUUUGAGCUCUUCCGACACCACAAUCAAGGAGAAGGCGCUCGAGGUCUGCGUACGCCAUUCGAAGAAGAUUCACUCGAUUCAUUCACUAUUCUCAACGACUUUCCCUCAUCGACUCAUGACGUAUCAAGUCAGCUACUGCAUAUAUACAGCUGCUACAGUUGAAGCCGAAGAGCUGAAAAGAGCAUCGACUGGUAUCGAGAGAGAAAACGCGGCAGCCAGGCUUGCAGCCGCAUGUCGUAUACUCCAGCAGGAAGCUUCACAUACCCCCGGAAGCGGAAGAAGUCUCGAUACCAUUCGUCGGCUAUUGAGCAACGGGCAACCCCGAGUUGUAGACGUUGGCAACAACUCGGAUUGCAGACACAAUGCUGUCUCGAAUUCUUCUGAGAACUCCCAUCAAGUCGAGCCGCGUCAGACAGGGUCACUGAACCCACGAAUGGGUGGUGUGCAAAGAGGCGGUAUGGGCCGUCAUAUCACUUCGACUAGAAAUCACCCGGCGGCACAAAAUGCCUCACAGCUUUCUUCUACUGUCGAUCCAGAGGUAGAUGAGAAUACGUUCUUCACGGAGGGGGGCAGCUGGAGUAACGAUGUUAGCUACGGUGGGACAAACACAGGGGCCGGAUUUCAACCGGACGCGUUCCCAUGGGGAGUUGCAGAUCACAUCUUGGGCGAUUCCGGCAUGUCGUUCUCCGGCACGAGUCUAGUUUGGCCAUCCGGAUCCCACCUCGAUGGCUUCUAA
Molecule: messenger RNA, 2280 nt
Organism: Colletotrichum lupini
Lineage: Eukaryota; Fungi; Ascomycota; Sordariomycetes; Glomerellales; Glomerellaceae
Exons: 2
Coding region: 1-2280 (759 amino acids)
Biological process (GO): DNA-templated transcription; regulation of DNA-templated transcription
Molecular function (GO): DNA-binding transcription factor activity, RNA polymerase II-specific; zinc ion binding; DNA binding
Source: RefSeq, a predicted model, not a curated record